AUGCCACCGCUCAUGGAAGGAGAGGCUCUAGCAGCUAGGGUUUUAGAGAUGGGACCUAUCUCUGCAAAAUUUUUAGGGCCAGUGAUCUUAGAAGUACCGCACUAUGCUUCGCUCAGAGGCAAAGAGAGAGAAAUUGUCAUCUUGAGAUCAGACAAUGGAAGUAGCUGGCGAGAACAUAACACUGAUGCAACUGAUGAUGUCGUUCAGGACAUACUUAAUGAAACACUGGAGAUCGAAGAUACAAGUGAAGAAGAGAAGAGUUGGGAGGCUGCUCGUGUGACGCGCAUCUUAACACACGACUUCCCUCAAUAUUUCGCUGUCAUUUCCCGUAUAAGACAGGAGGUGCACGCUAUUGGCCCUGAAGGUGGUAUGGUGUCAAGCUCCGUAGUACCACAAGUCCAAGCCGUAUUCCCUCAAGGCGCUCUGACCAAGAAGAUCAAAGUCGGCCUCCAGGCUCAGAUAAUAGAUUCAGAGUUAACAGCAAAACUCUUGGGCCGUGGCGUCGCUGUGUCUCCCGUUGUAACAGUUGAGCCGAGAAGAAGGAAAUUCCACAAGGCAAUUACUCUGAGUAUGCCAGCUCCUCGACCACAUACCCAAGGAAUGACGAACCAGUACAGCACGUCCUCGGCUCCCACUUUGCGACUUCUCUGUUCCAUAUCAGGAGGCACGAAUCGUGCGCAUUGGGAAGAUGUCACUGAGAAUACACCACUAACGUUUGUGAAUGAUUGCGUUUCGUUUACAACGACUGUGUCGGCUAGAUAUUGGCUGAUCGACUGCAGGCAUAUUGAGGACGCAACCAAAAUGGCCACAGAGCUUUACAGGGAAGCAAUUCACGUACCGUUUAUGGCCCGUUUCGUCGUAUAUGCCAAACGUACAGACGAAACUCAGGCCCAGCUGCGAAUGUUCUGCGUCACUGAUGACAAGGAGGAGAAGGCGCUGGAACGUAUUGAGAGGUUCAUCCAAGUCGCCAAGAGUCGGGAUGUUGAGGUGCAUGAAGGAAAACCAAUAUACCUAGAGUUUGGUGGAAACCUGGUACCAGUUGCGAAGUCUGGAGAACAACUCUCCAUACCGUUUAGAGCCUUCAGGGAGAACAGGGUUGCGUUCCCGGUCAUGAUAAAGACGCAGGACCUGGAGCCGAUAUGCCGCUGUCAGUUCAUGAGGGACCCGAAGGUGCCGAAGGGAGAACCCUCGCCAACACCGAUUGCGACGUUGAAUAUCAUGGUACCUGAUGACAUACCAGCAGAACGAAUAUCCCCUGUGCAAUCUGAUACACUACCACGUCGCACUGAAGAGCAGGAGAGAAUCUGGAGACAACGGCUUAAUGACCCCAGGUUAGAAGACAUCUGCAACCUCCUGGGCAAAGACUGGGUGGCGCUGGCAUACGAGCUCGGUGUUAGUGUAGCCACUGUGAACCAGAUUCAAGCUAAGCGUAUAACAACGUCUGAACAAGCACAGCUUAUGCUCAAAUUGUGGAAAACACAAUCUGGAACGAAGGCACAAGACAACUCAUUAGAAUUGGCGCUAUGUCGUAUCGGUAGAGAUGAUAUAAUUGCACCGCAAUCAGAAAUAACUAACGAGAGGCGUAUUCAACGUAAUAUAUACCAAGAGAGGCAAGCGUCAGAAGAAAUCGAAGCUUAUAAAGCUGAAGAGGAUAACAAACUCAAAGACACAAUGGACUCUAGUCAAAUUUCUGAACGAACGCACACGGAGGAUAUGGACCAAGAUGAAGCGAAAUAUUCACCGGAGGAAAAGAGUUUCAUAGAUAAAAGUGAAAUGGAACGUACUCCCACACCAAGUGAAGAAAGCGAAGAAGAUGAAGACGUGAAACGAAGCGUGGCAGAGAGAAAACAGCAGAUCACCAAAAAACUAAGUUCCAGCAAAAUACCAGCGUCCAAACAAAAGAAAGAGAUUCGCGAGGAAAUCAUUGAGAUUAAAACUCAAAUUAAACCCGAUAUAAAGAAAUUUCAAGACAUCGAACAACAGGUUAAGGAAAAGGAACCUAAGUUGGAAAGGACUCGAUCAAAAACGUCACCAGAAACGAUUGAAUUGGAAGAGCAAGGAGAAAGUGAAGUUAUCGUAGAAAAGAAAGAAGAAAUGAAAGAGCAUAAAGUUGAACAAUUUAGGAAAUUUGAUCCUUCUUCUCCUGCCAAACCUACACCUAAGCAUUUACAACGGCAUAUGCGUAAUGAAUCCAUGCGGUUUCCUUCAGGCGACUUUUCUAAUAUAACUAUUACUCCGAAAAAAAGCAUGACUACUGAAACUGUAGUUAGAGAAAAAAAAGAAAGUUUUUCAAGAGAGGUUAUUUCACAAAAGGAAAUAGAGAGGGCUAGACUCGAGGAAAAAUUGGACGAUGGGGAAAGAUCACCUGAUCUAGUUGAAGAAAAGGAUGUAGCUGAAGCAACCUUAAAAGAUAAAAUAAGCGUGUUUGAAACUAAAAUAACAAAAGAACCAGAAAUUGUUCCAGCGAAGACAAUAAAGUUAACGAAGGAAGCUUUGAAAAAACACACUAUGGAGCACGAGCAAAGUGUUGAAUAUACGCAAGAGUUUAUUAGAGAACAAGCAAAACAAAUGGAAGCAGAAUCUGUGAUUCAAAAGGUGGACCUUGAAACCACAAAACAUACAGAAGUUGUGAAAACGGUGAAAGAAACUAUUCAGCAGUUUGAUUCUAAAAUUAAAAAAGACGAUAAAACAAAAUCUUUCACAAAAUCUGCACGAACAGAUUCAACCAUUGUACAGGUAUCUUCCGAAGAAGACAAUGAAUUCCUUAAAAAGUCUACUGACUCUGAAACAGAGACGGAAUCACAGACCACAGUUAAAGCUGAAAAGGACAGAAUAAGAAAAACGGAUUUAGAUAAACAAGUAUUUCAUCCUACAACUACUCUGAAACAUAAAUUAGACAAAAAAGAUGACCAAGACAAAAAAAAUGAUGACGAUGAUCGUCGCGACCAGCAACCUAUUUUUAUAAAGGAAAAAAGAAUUGAAAAACAACUAACGGAUGAGCUGCGUAGUAAAGUUAGUGAAGAAGAAAUAACAGAAACGCUAGAGGAAAAGGACGUUUCCUUGGAUGAAAGUAAGGAGAGGGUAACAAGUACCAAAUCUGAAACUAUCAAGACAAUAACAGAUUCUGGAGAAUUGGGGGCGCGUGAAGAAGAGCAAAUAGUGAUGCAAGAGUCACCUUUGCCUUCUGCUGCGGAAAAGGCUGAUUCUUUGGGCGACUUACAGCAGAGCACUGAAAAAGAUAUCAGUUUUAUUUCACAAACUGAGUCAAAGGUAUAUUCUAAGCAUAGAAGCGACUCAUUAGAUGAAACAUCACAGUUUUCGGAUUUAGAGGACCAAAUAGGAAUGAGUCCUGCUCACAAACCGACACUCGGUAAACAAAUUGAAGAACCAGAGGAUGUCAUUGCAGCAAUCAAAAUUGAAUCGGCGCGAGCACAGACCCAAGAGUUUUUACAAUACGAAACGGAAUACACUUCCCGUAAUCAGAUUGCGUUGGGUCAGAAAGAAGCCGACAAGAUACCGCCUAAAGAAUCACCUGUCAUAAGCGCAAAAGCACGUCACUUUAUUGAAACUGUUCCAGAAGAUGAUUCAGUGCAGGAAUGUUUCUUUUCUAAACGCAUAUACUCCGAUUCAUUAGAAGAUUCUGAACAUACAGAUUCUAGGCGACAUUCUGAAGCGGAUUCUUUAAAAUCAGACCAAUCUGAUAUGAAAGCUAAGGUAUCAUCGUCGGACUUUGAUGAAAGAGCUGAAUAUGAAGCAACGGCUGAUUCAGGUAGUGGUUUUGGUGAUGAAAAAUUUGAAGAAAGCGUAGGGUUUACGUCUAUAAGAAUCGAGUCUAAACAGUUAGAUUCAGAUAAACAAAGUACAAGUACAAGUGAAGAAAAAGAAGUAGAUGUUGUUUUUAAAAAAAUGACUCCGAAACGUCAUUCUCGAACUGAUUCUGUUUCUAUAUCUAAGCUAAGUGAUUUAAUUACGGAUACAGAGCCAUUAAAAAUAAAACAAGAAUUUCAAAUGAUUGUGACAGAGGCAGAAGAAAUAGAUAAAUCCUUCGAAAAAGAUGAAAUUUCUGACAAAAUAUCCUCAGAAAGUAGUAGAGAAAUUGAAAUUUCUGAUAGAAAAUCAUCAGAGGGAGUUUCUGAUAGAAUAAGUUCAGAAGAUGCUGUGACCGACAAGAAAACGUCUUCAGAAGAAGAAGUUCAAAAAGACAGUGAGCAAGCUUUAGAAACAACAAAGUCUGUUAAGGACAUGAUUAAAAAUUUUGAAAAUACUAAAACAAGUCAUAAAGAUGAAUACAUUGAUAAAGAUCUAAAACGUCAAUCUGUAGCGUCAGUAGAAUCUGGGUCUAUUAGCGAGCUACGCCUGGAUGAAAAACGGCCAUCUGAUGCACGCAGUUUAACAGAAUCAAAAGAUUAUACUUUUGAGGAGUCAGAAGAUGAUAUAAGAACUCAGGGCACACAUGUGGAGUUAAUAGAAAGAUUUGAUGCAAAGGAGCCUGACAGUAAAACAUCACAUGAGGGUAAAGAAGAAACGCCUAAAGUGCCUAAGCUAAUCCACGGAGAUUCAUUAGAUGAUGUAGAAGGCUUUCCUGAAGAUCAUGUCGCCGAUUACAUCCACAAAUUGCCUCAUAUAGCUGAAGUCAGCGCAGACAAAAUGAUAACUAGUCAGUUUUUAAGUAAAGAACGAGGAGAACAGGUUCACAUGGAAACCAAAGAUGAUAAAAAAUACGUAGGUAUUAGUGAUCGAACUGAAGAUUUUAAAUCUGAUUUUGUGCACGAACUUGAAAAUAAAUCUAGAGAACCAGAAUCUACCUCAGAUUUACUAGAUGAAUCAAAAGAAACAAAACUUGAAGAAAAAAUUGGCCCAGAAGGUGAAAGAAUCACGGUAACCACAGAAACGAGUGUAGUUUCUAGCCAAGACGGAGAGGAAUUGAAAUCUUUUAAAAAAGACGACAAAGUGAAACGAACUUCUACCGCUACUGAAACGAUCGUUAAACCAGAAGGCGAGACAGUUACUACUACUACAGUUAUAGAAACUUUCGAUACACCAGAAGGGGAAAUUACAAAAAAAACUGUUACUGAAAAAACGGUUUAUCCAUCUGGACGGGAAACAAUUUCUACCAAGGUAUCGGAAUCAAUGAAAUGUUUUAUCCAAAAAGUUAUUAGUGAAGAAGAAGAUAUAAAAGCCAGUGUCACGGAAAUAUCACCAUUAUCCAAAGUUACGGAGAGCAGAAAAACGGAAAAGAAAUUUGAAAAACAGGAAGACUCAGUAUAUGAACCUAAAUUUGAUGUCACGAAAAUAAGAACUGAUACACUAAGUAAACUGGAAAUUGCUGAAGCAAUGGGGGAUGAAAAAGAUCUAAAAAAGGCGGUUCCGUCAGAUCUAACACUGAGAGAUCUAUCAGAUAUUACAAAAGAACAAAUAAAACCAGUAAUAGAUGAUAUACUACAAAAAGGUACCAUAGCAGCUGCUACAAAAAGUCCUACUUCUGAAAAGGACUUCAAAGUUAAAGAGACCGUGGAGUUGGAAAAGAGAAAUUAUGAUGCCAAAGUUCCCCAUAAAGAGGAACGCCGACAUUCUUGUGUCAGUCCAGCAAUUUCUUUAGAAAGAAUAGCCGAAUCUGAAAUCGAAGCAGAAGAAGAUAUACUGAGACUCACAAAAAUCCCGUCAUUUGUCCAAAAAGAUAGCGCAAGAAUAGAAUUAAAAAAGUCUGACUCUACUAUGAAGCAAAUGGCAGACAAUAUAGAAAUCAUAAUAAAACAGGCUUCCGAAGAAGUUGACAUGUCAUCGGAAGAACCUGUUUUCGACUGCGAUGUAUCCCCAGACAUUAAGUCAAAUAUCGAAGAUAAUGAAACUACUUACGCUGUCACUGUCGGCAAGAAAGAAGAUAAGUUCAAACGAGAUAUUAAUAAAGACAUCAGCCUCGAAGACACUAAAGUAAUUAAGGAAAGACCUGCUUUGAUGAAAUCUUUAUCACGUGAUAGCGGGGAAGUUGUCAUAAUGCCAAAGAAAAAGCACGUAAGAACAUUUUCUGUACAAAGUUCACCUGAAGAAGUGGAAGAACAAAUUUAUACAGAUUCAGAAUCGGAUAUGGAUAAAGCAAAAGUGUUGGAAAUAAUUGAACCUACAUCCGACAUGGAAUGCAAAGUUAUCUCAACAAGUUUUGAUACAAGAAAAAUACGAACCGACUCCUUAGACGAUGCCGAUGAUUUUCCAGAGAAAGAGGGCGACUUUUUUGAAGAAGGUAAACCCCUUUCGGAACCCGUGCAUUUUGGAGAAAAUAAUCUUCAAAAAAAGUCUCAGGAGCCGGGCUCUAGUGGUAACCAGGGAACCACGGUAGAAAAACAAACGGAUAAAUUUGUUAAGAAAACUCAUUUUGUGGACAGUAUAAUGCGAUCGGACUUAAUUUCAAAGUCUACGACUGAAUCGUCGGUUACAACAGUUAUUUCUACAUUAACGAAAUCCUCAGAGGAAGAUCAAAAAUCGGUAUUAGAAGAAGGCACAUCGGGAGACUUCUCAAAAUUAAGUGGAGCCGAUUUAAUGAAAGAUUCGUCAAGAGCUUCGUUAGAUCAUAAGGAAGAAGAUAAAGUUGAAGAACAUUUCGAGGACCGAGCUACUCCUGAUUUGUCAAAAAAAUCGCUAGAUUUGACUAAAGAUUAUUCAAAAUCUUCAAUCGAUAGUAAAGAUACUUCGAGAGAUUUUGCUACAAAUGAGUUAUCUAAAGACUCUACUGUUGACUUAACUAAAGAUUUCUCAAAAACAUCAAUCGAUAGUGUUAAAGAAACAUCUCGAUCACUCGAAGAGAAAACAUUUUCUGAAGAUCACUCGUCUAUGGAUGCUUCUAAAACAUUGGCAUCCGAUGCUUCAGAUGGCAUAACGGUUAGUAAGGAUUUUAUUGAAGAAGAAAGAUCAUUUUCAAAGGGACAGCACGUAUUAUCAAGCUCAUCUCAUGAAACUUCAUUGAUGACAGAGAGUAAAUUUUUAAGUGACCUCGAUGACACAUCAGUAGGCAAAACCAGAACUUUUGACACAGAAAAAAAUCCUGAAGUUACGGAAACGGAUGAAAAUCUGAAAGCACAAGGAGAAAAAACAUCUCUAACACUUGACGGCCAUAACAUAGUCACUUCAAAAGAAGAAAAAGUAACAGAGAUAGUUAGUAAAGAAGAAGAAAUUGAAAGUAGAGACAUGACCGAACUAAAUAGGAGGUGUUCCAGUCUCCUUGAAGAUAUAUCAACUCAAGGUGCUCUAAUCAGAAUUGAUGCAAGCCAUAUAACACAUGACCUAGUAACGAAACUAUCGAAGACUCCUCCCCCGUCCCCCGUAGAUCUAAUAAUGCGCGACAAAACGAAACCUGGGGAUGGUUGUGGCGAUAAACAGUCCGGGCUACAACUAACAGGUUCGGAACCCUACUUGGAUGCAAGUAGACAGUCGCCGCGAGCAUCAUCAGGUGGUGAUAGCCUUAUCAGUGAAACGGAUGCUCAUCAAAGCGAUAUCUUAUCGGAAGCAUCAAAGGUCCUAAGAACUGCCGCAAUACCAAAAUCACCAACAAAACAUUUGGCCGAUAAUAUGGCAUUCGUAAAUGUCGACCAACCAACUAUCACCAGUGGCGCGAAAGACCUUGUUGAUCGAACUAUUGAAAAAAGUAUUGACGUUAUUGAUCAAAUUAAAAAGGAACAACUUGCAGUUAAAAUGGAAGAAUUGCAGAGAUCGACAUCCUCUGAUACAUUUUAUAAGGAAUCGCGUGUAGAAACCUCUACGUCGUCGUCAUCAGUUCACAAAACUGUAGAAGGAUCCCAGUUGGUUUUUCAAAGUAUAGACCCUAAUGCAGUUAUGUCUGAUAUGAUCUCUAAAUUUGGGACUUUAAGUGAACACGGUACCGUUCUAUCGCAUAAAGAAACAGAAACUACGAAAAUAUCAGGUCAGGAAUAUUUCUCCGAAACAAAGCAAGUGUCAUCUUCGGAUGAUGAUUCGCUUAUUAUUAAAACACAAAGAAGUCAUGAACUUAGAGGCCAAGAGCAUGAAAUAAAAGAAAAAAUGACAAUACGAAAAGAUGGAGACCAAACAGAAACAUCGCAGAAAAAAAUGGAAAGAGCUCACGAAGCGACUGCUAAAAGGUCUGAUAUUGAAACAAAAACUGUUAUUAAGAGUACAGAUGAUACAGACAUUGUAAAAGUUGAAAGAGAAUUUUUAGAACAAGGUUUGUAUAGUGGAAGGCAAACUAAAUCCGAAGAACGUAUGACAGCCCUUAAAGAUGACACAGUCAAGAAAAAACACGAAAUCAAAAUAUCUGAACGUGAUUUAUCACACGAACAAUGGGGAAAAGAAUAUUUUACCCAACCAGGUGAAUUAGAAGACAUACAUGAAGUUGACGACUCAAAAAUUAAAGCUUUCGUAGAUACCUCUUUGAAAAUAAUCGAAAAAGAUGAAGUAGUAUCAACAGUCGAGGUAUCAGAGAAGGGAAAGGUAGUUAGUUCUAAAGUCGAGCACCAUAAAGAUGAAUCUGUAAUUGAAAGUAAAGAGCACGAUGAUUUAAGUUCAGAUGUUUCGCAUACCCAUAGUUUCAAAAGUGAAUCUGCUGAAAGGCGUAGUUCUACUGAAGAAAGUCCAAAAAGCAAAUCUAAAUCGUUUAAAAAAGAGGACGAAACGUAUGAGGUUAAUUUUAUUAAAGAAAUAAAAAUAUCAACCUCACCUGUCAAAAGUAGUUUUAGUAGAACUGGAAGCCAAGAUACACAUUCUGAAUCUGAAGUCGCACCUGAGUUGCCUCAAGACGCUGACACACCCAAAAAAGAAAAACUCUUAAAAUCACCUGUGAAAAUUCCUCAACACCAAAUAGAAGAACAAAUUUUAGAGGUAUCAUUUAAAAAUUCCGAGGAAGGAGAUGUAAUUAUUGACAAAUCAAAAUCAACAGUAUUUCAAUCUAUUGAUAGCACUAUUACAAAAAGUUCUGAUAGUGAUACAGUAUUAGAAAUAAAACCAACCGAAUUGAAGACGGAUUUGACAAGUAAAACAGACAUUAUAUCUCCUAGUACCUUAGAAGGUUCUGAAGAAAUAAGUACUUCUAGAGAUAUAAUGGUAAAAUCUGCCGAUAGUGUAGACACAGAAUGUAUGAUUAAGUCAUUAGAAUCACACGAAGCAGAAAUUCUACAAAAGUCUAUGGAUUCUACAGUUAGCGCAGAAACAUUACAUCCAUCAGAAUUUUCUACUGAAGCAGAUUCUGCAUUUCUUACUGGAACUGGAACAGAUCCAAAAAAAGAAGAAAUGAAAUUAACAAAAGAAAAGAGCACUGAAGACAUAUGUAGUAGUGGCUAUGAUACUGAUCUAUCUUCUGCUGAAUUUCAAGCAGCAAAACAAGAAAAAGAAAAGAUUGACUUGGAUUCCUUAAUUUCAACUCAGCCAUUUACUGACUUAUCAGUCUUAGAAAAAACUAUUGAUGAAGUGAAACAAUCCCUAGAGGCGGCUCAGGGUGAAAUAAUUAGUGAAAAGAGUGAUGGAAGUAUAAAGUAUAAGCAAUCACCGUCGGAAUUUCAAUUUAAAAUACUGAUUAGCCCCGAUAGACCUGAAGUCAUUACUGAGGAGCCUUUGGCCAUUGAAGAUUUAAGUAAAUCUUUAAGACAAAUAGAAAGAGAGGAUAAGAGUCAAAUCUCUGAGAGUAUUUCACAAAAAAUCAGCUCUCAAGAGGAAAUAAGUUUGUCAGACACUGAUCUUAAAGACACAGUUCAUAUUAAAGAAUCCAGUCCACCCUUAGAUGUUGACACGUCUAUUAAGUCAGAUAGUGGGCCUCAUUCAAUCUUAGAAACUGAAAGUGAAAUUUUCUCUGAUAGAGAAUUAUCUUCAAAAGGUAGCCCAGAAGUAAAACUUAGAGUCCAAAAACACAUCAAAACAAAACUAGGAGUCGGAGAAAGGCGAUCAGCAUCGGAUAUUGAAGGGUGGUCAAGCUCUGGAGAAAGUCACUAUCACAGUUUCGAACAUUCAGAAAGUAGACCUCUGUCUUCUGAUAUUGAAGUUAUGAUGACAGCACAAAGCGGUACGGAGUUUGAAACAGCGUUAACAAGUCACGAUGUAUCCUCACAAUCGCUCAGAACUUCAAAAGAUUAUUAUACAGCCUGCAGUUCACUUGCAUCAAGGGAUAGUGUAAAAAGCUUAGACUCGGAUGGUUCGAGUCAUAUAGCAAGUAUAGAUAUAUCAGAUGCAUCAGAAACUUUGGUACCAUCGGCAAAUGAGCUAAAGGAAGAAUUAAUGGAAAGUAGUACAUAUAUUGAACAAUUUUUACAUGAGACUGAGAAGGAUAAAAAGAUUUGCGAUGUAGAAGUAUCCGGUGAUGAAGAGGAUUACAAAGAAGACGCCGUUGAACCUAUUAGUAAAAUGAAACGUUCACAUGAAAUGAGGUUUCAACCCAAAGACAUGAUCCCUGAACACUUUCCAUUAACAACGACUUCAGAAAGUACGGAAUUUGAUGAAGACUCUUUAAAAGACAAAGAAAUAUCAGAUACAACUAUUUCGAGUCAAUUAAAAACGGACGAAAUUUUAUCAUCAUCCAUUUCUAAAGUUGAUAUGUCAUCAUCAAAAUCACAGUUAGAUUUGAACAAAGAAGAAAUAAUAGAGACUGUAAUUAAAGCAUCGUCACGCUCUGAUCACACUGUCCCAUUCUCAGUAACUAAAAUUGAAAGACCUCAAAGAGAAUUUGUUGAUGUUGACAGUCAAAUUAUUCCAGUUGGUUCUGUAGAAUACAAAGAAAUUGAACAGUUUGGUAGUAUUAUUACUGAUUCUACUACAAAAACAUUUAAAAAUGAAACAGUUAUUGAAAAAACCAUUUUAUCAAGUGAAUCUAGUGUACCUAUGAAAAAUGAAACUUUACCAGAAGUUGAAGUCAAAGAAGUAUUUGUGAAAAAAACGGUGCAUGAAAUAGAGGCUGUACCGUUUCCGAUAACUGAUAAACCCACACGAUUGCGAGAAUUUGUUGACAUUGAAGAAGACAUUAUUCCAGUAGGCUCUAAGCAAUAUGAGGAAAUAUUAAAAUCAAAAAGCGAUUCCUCGGUUCCUAAAACCAAAGCUGAAAAAUCUGUUAUUAUUUCUGAAGAGGGUAAAUUGGAUAGCAAACCAAGUUCAUCAUCUAGUUUAAAAACCCAAGAACAUAUGUCAACUCCGCAUACUCCACUAUCUGCACCUAGUCAAAGUUCCAUAUCUACUGAUAAUGGACGUGAAUAUAUAUUAGAUGAUAUUUAUGAUAUAUCAGAAACACCAGAAUUGAAAUCCGAAAUAUUUACAGAAAGUAGUAAAUCAGAGCUCUUAGUUACUACCGACGAUAGAACGUUACGUCAUUUUGAAAAAGACCAAGAUUCUCCAACUAGCGACGAAUUUGAAAUAGUUGAUAAGCCGAGCGAAAUAGAUGACUUUGUUGUGAUAGAAGAGGUGGCUAAAGAAGCUCAAGAAACAGAUCCAGAAGGGAAAAGUUUGCAGAUUAAAGCACAAAAAUAUGUUGCACGUCAUGACACUGAAGUAGAAGAAUACCUGACAAAAGCAUCAAAGAAGCAAGAGAGUACGAGUAGCACUUCCGGAUCGUCUGAUGAUGAUAUGCAAUAUGAAAUGGAACAAAGAAAGUUAAAAGCACAAGAGUUAGCCGAAAUAGAAGCAGGUAAACGUUGGAUUCAAAUGCAGUUUGAAGGAGAUCCUCGAUAUGACUACGAAAGAAUUCCGUUAGAGGAUAUAAAAGAAGAGGAAAUGACAGAUUUUGAUGCUAGUAGAAUUGGCAGUCUUAGUUCUCAAAAGGAAUCAAUAGGCAGUUACGGAAGCUUCAGGAACUCAUACGGAAGUCUAUCUGAAUCGGAAAUGGCUUCACGUAUGAGGUUUAGGAUCAAAGGUGAAAAUGAUGAUAUAUCAAUAAGUUCUCUUCAAGAGUUUGAAAAUCUUGAAAGAGCUUUAAUGGAACAAUACCAGCAAAAUUCUUCAUCAUCUCAGGAUUCUCUUAAUGGAUCUUUACCACGCAGAUAUGUUUUAAGUAAAAGUCAAGGAGAAGAGAUAGAAAUUUCUAGUUUAAAAGAAUUUGAAGGGUUAGAGUCAGCUUGUUUAGAAGCACUAAAAGCUGAACUUCUCGCUAAGCAAAAAGAAGCUCUUUUGCUUGCAGAUCCCAAAGUAGUUAGCGGAAGCUUCUUAGAACAAGAAAAACGUUCCUAUGAUAGUAGUUCAGACAGUAGUCCACCAAUAAAGAGCGGUAGUCCUAGUCAAAAAUCUGGAAGUCCGUCACAAAAGAGUGGUAGCCCAUCUCAAAAAAGUGGGAGCCCAUCGCAAAGGGUUGGAAGUUAUGGUAGUCCUUCCCAGAAGUUACUAGCAGAUUCGGCAGCAAUAAGAAAAUUAAUUGACCAGCAACUAGCUUUGGAACAACGUAUGCAGGAAUCACGGCCAAAAAUUGUAACCGUCAAGAAAUACGACGAUAAGGGCGCUUAUUUUGUACCCGUACCCGAACCAGAAAUAUCUGAAACAAAGUCGGUCGAAGUUACUGAAGAAUGUAAAAAAACAUCAUCAUUUGUUUGUGCUGCAGCUCCAAGUGAUGGGUCUGCAGAGUCCAUUCCUGGAGACUGUGAGGAAAUGAUGAAGAUUUUAGAUCAAGAAGAAAAAACAAAAGAUAGAAAUCAAGCGCUUUUUGAUGGAAGAACAACUGAAGUAGUUAAAAUGACUACAGUAAUUACACAGCGUUUUGUUGAUGGUAAAAAGAUAUCGGAGACCGUUUCAGGUUUAGAGGGCUCUGGAGGAGUUGACAUACCUGCUAGAAUUACGCAUUACGAUGAAACCGGAAUGUCUCUUAGCUCAGAAAUGUCAUCUUCUUUAGCAUCACAACCUUCAGAAUUGGAUAGUUUAAUGACAGUUGUAGAGAGGCAGAACACAGAAGAUGAAAUCGUUUCCUUCUCUAGACAAACGUUGACAUUAUCCGCGGAAAGGCCAGAGGACUUAGACUUCUCUAGAGAGGGAAGCGUAAUACGCGAACUAUCGCCCUCCUCUGGGAGGUCGGUAGCUCAUAGUAUCGUUUCUGGUAAACAUUUUACAGAUCCCGCUAGUGGUUCAUGGAGCGCUCAAGACGAGGAACUGAGUUCAUCCGGAAGUUUCAGCAGAGCUCGUGCGGACCUUAUGCUUGGCAGUACAGACAGCUUAGAAGCAACAAGCUCAAAUGCCACACGAGCCACUUACAAUUACGAGGUCGACACCCCAAUGACUGGAAGCCUAACUUCUGGAGCGGUCCCACCUCUAGGGUCCAACACGAUGGUGUCAUCUCUGGAUACGCUGGACCCUGUGACCGCGGUACAAAUGGAGAGUCUUGAACAUCAGUCCAUGAGUGAACAUUGCUCACAAUUUGAAGUCCACGAACCCGAUUCGGAUACAGAGAGGCUGGAAUUGGAUGGCCGCAUACCAAAAACAAAAGAACGCACAAUAAUGUUUGAUAGCACGGACACGUUGAGUGCAGUUAGCGCGGACAAUUCUGUCAGAGAGGCUACGAUUGAAGGGCCCGCUGCAACCUUUUAUAUUGGAGAUACGCCAAUUUUAAGAGGAGAACGACGAGAUGAGGAAGACCAGCCGACAACACUCUCCGGUAGCUGUCCAGCAUCAUUGCCGCCGACUACGCAAUCACCUACGCCCAUACCUGCUCAAAGAAGAUCGUUGACAAUGAUCGCCAAGCCUCCAAACACAAGCUUAGAGGAAGAAGCAAAGAAGUAA
Molecule: messenger RNA, 13698 nt
Organism: Leptosia nina
Lineage: Eukaryota; Metazoa; Arthropoda; Insecta; Lepidoptera; Pieridae
Source: the annotation of a GenBank genome assembly